Molecule: messenger RNA, 2028 nt
Organism: Polyodon spathula (Mississippi paddlefish)
Lineage: Eukaryota; Metazoa; Chordata; Actinopteri; Acipenseriformes; Polyodontidae
Product: protein SREK1IP1-like
Exons: 5
Coding region: 93-581 (162 amino acids)
Molecular function (GO): zinc ion binding; nucleic acid binding
Source: RefSeq, a predicted model, not a curated record
UAGGAACGAACUAUGAUGAAACACUGGGCAAGUUUUGAAAGUAUUGGAAUUUUGCUGUCCGGAGGAGCAACUUUCUUUUUUAAAUCCUCAACAUGGCAUUUCCAGGUCCAAAUAAGGAUAUCAGGGCAGGAUGCAAGAAAUGUGGAUACCCGGGUCACUUGACAUUUGAGUGUCGUAAUUUUGUACGAGUGGAUCCCAAAAAGGACAUUGUUCUGGAUGUGAGCAGUACCAGCAGUGAAGACAGUGAUGAAGAAGAAGAGCAGGAGGGACUGGAAACUAAAAAGAUGCCGACGGGCACCAACAACAAGAAUUCAAAUGAAGAACCCAAGAAAGGACUGCAUAAAAAGAAAAGCAAGGACAAAUCUUCCCAUAAAAAGUUAAGAAAGAGGUCGUGCUCAUCAAGUGACGAUGAAGAGGACCGUCAUAAGAAAAAGAAACAGAAAACCCACAAGAAGAAAAAGAAACAAGAAAAGAAACACAAGAAGGAAAAACGGUCCAAGAAGGAGGGAAAGAAAAGCAAACAGAAAAGACAUUCAUCUUCAUCUUCUGACAGUUCCAGUGCCGCUUCUGACACCGAUUGAAAGUCCCUAGCUGCAGAAUAGACACUGCCUUAGACAAACAAAAAUAAUCACACAGACAUGAUUUCUCUUACAUUUCAGGCAGCGUUCUGUAAUGCUUAAAAAAAGAAAGAAAAGAUCUUGCUUACUGUUGUGUAUUAUAUUAUGCUCCAAUAACAAUUAUUUUUUAAUACAAUCACAAUUUAUGCUCAUGGCCUUGGUCACUAACCAGCUGUUCCUGAAGCAAUUCUACUGUGCACACCAAUCUCCAGUUAUAGUGUUGCGUUGUUUUCUCUGUUUCAAUAAUAUCAGAAAUUUAAAAUGACUGACAUCAGACACAUGGUGGAGGGUAGUGAAGGGGACAGCAAGUAGUGAAAUAUGUAAAUCUGCUACUGUUUAGUAAAAAAUGAAAGCUUCAGUACAGGUACAUAUAAUCUGAAAUGUCUUUCAUAUGCUAAAUAUCUUCUGGCAGUAUUUAAGUUUCCUAGUUCCUAUGCAAGUCCAUUCAAGUGAAAAGGCCAGUAAAACUGGUAUAUACAAUCAAGUCUUUACUAAGUCUUGCUCUAGCCUGAAAUUGAAUUCUACUGUAUUUCUUCAAUCUUAUACUGUAGGAUGUUUUUUAGUUAACGUGUUGCCGUUCUACCACAUUCAAAACGCUUGCUUAUUACAGAAUCUUGGUAUCUCUGAAUAAUCACCUGCAAGACAUCACACAGGUGCAGUUGUACCAAAAUGUCGUCAGUUUACUAUCAAUGUAGAACAAGUGGGUUGGAUAUUCUUUUGUUUUGCCCCUCUAAAAUGUGUUUCUGCAAUGGAAUCUCCAAGACUGCUUCUUCAUUCAAUGUAAACGCCUAUUGUUUUUGUUCUUUUAAGAAAUAUUAUUGUGUUUAAUGUUAAUUCAUAUGUAAUACAAGUAUGUCAUAAAUGAAGAGGUAAUGACUAUUUUAACGACUUCAAGAGCAUUCCUAGAAUUUUGAAUGGCCUAUAGUGUAACCUGAGUUUUUUAUGUAGUGCUAUAAAAUCUCAACAAUCUUGUAUUACACUUACACUGUUAGAUAUAAACAAUCCAAGUAACUUUUGGAGCAAUUGCUGAACAUUAUGAUUUUUAAUGGGAUAUCUGUAAUUCCAAAGCAUAUUUAAUUGGAAUCAGUUAUAAUUUUGAAUCCAUUAUUUUAAACUUACUAGUAUAAUUUGUGAUACAGUAAGUCUAAUAAAAAAUGUGUAGCAGUAUAGUAUAAUCAGAAAAGUAAAAUACUCUUUGAAAGAUAUUUAGAUGUGCCUGUAAUUUUCACUUUGGCAUUAUGUGCAUUUGAAACCAUUGUUCUUUUUAAUUGCACAAAUAUUGAUAUUCUGAAAUCUAAUACAAUGGUGCAGGUAUGUAGAUCAUUUCUUUAUGUGGAUUGUCGUUAAUGGAAUCUCUGAAAGCAGCUUUUAUAGGAAAACAUCUGUAAGAUAAUAAAGCUGGAGGCUUGAA